UAGAGGGUUAACAGGCAGCUCUUCCGGUCCACCCCCCCCAGCAUGUAGCUUCUUGUUGCCAUGGAGAUGGUAGCCCCGCCCCUGAUGCAGCACCUGCCCCCCCAUUGGCUGCAGUGGUGACUGUGGGGCUGAGGGGGGAGCCCAGGCCUGGGCAGCCAUUCUGGAGCUGGAGCCCGAGCUUGGCAUCCCCCCACUUUCAUUCUCCUCUAGCCACUUGGCCCCUCUAAAUUCCCUGGCAGCAGAGCCUCAGCUUCCCUCCUCCCAGCUGCCACCCUUCUUGACUCUGAGCAGUCUGAGCUUCAUCGGCAUUCAUCUCCCCUCCUCCUCCUCUCCCUGCCCUCACUUGGGAGUACCCCGAGUCCCCAUUGCCCAUCUUCCCCACUCCCUGCCCGUUCCCCUGCAUUCUUCUCUUUUCCCCUUUCCCCCUUCACUUCUGAGUCCCUGCCACUGCAGUGCACGUGGAACCAGCCCCUUCUCCCCUCCCCCCCACCCCUUCCUUGAAUUUUCUGUCCCCAGGCUUUUUCCGCUUCCACUCCUCACAGGUCCCUUCCAAGACUUACCCCUCCAGUCCAGGGAGGGGGUCAUGGGAGGUAGCUCUGGCCCUCCAGACAGAGAGGGGUUUCAGGAGUAGCGGCCAGGUGGAAGUUGUACCCAGCUGAGGGAGGAGGAAGGCCUGCCUCUGGUCAAUGACCUUUAACCCGACUUUCCCCACCAGCUCGCCCCUUCCUGGGGGGGUGGGCACCAAGGACCUAGGUUCUGUGGAUCUUCGGUGUCCUUUAUUCCUGGAGUUUUACUGACCCUCUCAGCCAUGCCCCUUUGCUGACUGCCAGGCCCAGCCCCAGUCAUGGGCCUAAGGCCUCCCACCCCGUCCCCCUCCGGGGGCUCCGGCUCGGGUUCCUUGCCCCCUCCUUCCCGCCGCCAGCUUCUCAGCCGCCGCUGCUCUUCCUGCUGCUUUCCGGGGGAAUACCACUUGGGUCGCUCGAGGAGGAAGAGCGUCCCAGGGGGGAAGCAGUACAGCAUGGAGGCCGCCCCCGCUGCACCCUUUCGGCCCUCGCAAGGCUUUCUGAGCCGGAGGCUGAAAAGCUCCAUCAAACGUACGAAGUCACAACCCAAACUUGACCGGACCAGCAGCUUUCGCCAGAUCCUGCCUCGCUUCCGAAGUGCUGACCAUGACCGGGCCCGGCUGAUGCAGAGCUUUAAGGAGUCGCACUCUCACGAGUCCUUGCUGAGUCCUAGCAGUGCGGCCGAGGCCUUGGAGCUCAACCUGGAUGAAGAUUCCAUUAUCAAGCCAGUGCACAGCUCCAUCCUGGGCCAGGAGUUCUGUUUUGAGGUAACAACAUCAUCAGGAACAAAAUGUUUUGCCUGUCGUUCUGCGGCCGAAAGGGACAAAUGGAUCGAGAAUCUACAGCGGGCAGUAAAACCCAACAAGGACAACAGCCGCCGGGUGGACAACGUGUUGAAGCUGUGGAUCAUAGAGGCACGGGAACUGCCCCCCAAGAAGCGGUACUAUUGCGAGCUCUGCCUGGAUGAUAUGCUGUAUGCACGCACCACCUCCAAGCCCCGCUCGGCCUCGGGGGACACCGUCUUCUGGGGCGAGCACUUCGAGUUCAACAACCUGCCAGCCGUCCGGGCCCUGCGGCUGCACCUGUACCGUGACUCAGACAAAAAGCGCAAGAAGGACAAGGCGGGCUAUGUCGGCCUGGUGACUGUGCCUGUGGCCACCCUGGCUGGGCGCCACUUCACAGAGCAGUGGUACCCCGUGACCCUGCCGACAGGCAGUGGGGGCUCCGGGGGUAUGGGGGGCUCGGGAGGGGGAGGGGGCUCAGGGGGUGGCUCAGGGGGCAAGGGCAAAGGAGGUUGCCCGGCUGUGCGGCUGAAAGCGCGUUACCAGACAAUGAGCAUCCUGCCCAUGGAGCUGUAUAAGGAGUUUGCAGAGUACGUCACCAACCAUUAUCGGAUGCUGUGUGCGGUGUUGGAACCCGCCCUGAAUGUCAAGGGCAAGGAGGAGGUCGCCAGCGCGCUGGUUCACAUCCUGCAGAGUACGGGCAAGGCCAAGGACUUCCUUUCAGACAUGGCCAUGUCCGAGGUGGACCGGUUCAUGGAACGGGAGCACCUCAUAUUCCGUGAGAACACGCUCGCCACUAAAGCCAUAGAAGAGUACAUGAGACUGAUUGGUCAGAAAUACCUCAAGGAUGCCAUCGGGGAAUUCAUCCGUGCUCUGUAUGAAUCUGAGGAGAACUGUGAGGUGGACCCCAUCAAGUGCACGGCGUCCAGUCUGGCAGAGCACCAGGCCAACCUGCGGAUGUGCUGUGAGUUGGCCCUGUGCAAGGUGGUCAACUCCCAUUGCGUGUUCCCGAGGGAGCUGAAGGAGGUGUUUGCGUCUUGGCGGCUGCGCUGCGCAGAGAGGGGCCGGGAGGACAUCGCAGACCGGCUGAUCAGCGCCUCGCUCUUCCUGCGCUUCCUCUGCCCGGCCAUCAUGUCACCCAGUCUCUUUGGGCUCAUGCAGGAGUACCCAGAUGAGCAGACCUCGCGAACCCUCACCCUCAUCGCCAAGGUCAUCCAGAACCUGGCCAACUUUUCCAAGUUUACCUCAAAGGAGGACUUUCUGGGCUUCAUGAACGAGUUUCUGGAGCUGGAGUGGGGUUCCAUGCAGCAGUUCCUGUACGAGAUCUCCAACCUGGACACACUGACCAAUAGCAGUAGCUUUGAGGGUUACAUCGACCUGGGCCGAGAGCUCUCCACGCUGCACGCCCUGCUCUGGGAGGUGCUGCCCCAGCUCAGCAAGGAAGCCCUCCUGAAGCUGGGCCCACUGCCCCGGCUCCUCAACGACAUCAGCACAGCUCUGAGGAACCCCAACAUCCAACGGCAGCCAAGCCGUCAGAGCGAGCGGCCCCGGCCUCAGCCUGUGGUGCUGCGGGGCCCUUCGGCCGAGAUGCAGGGCUACGUGAUGCGGGACCUCAACAGCUCCAUCGACCUUCAGUCCUUCAUGGCUCGAGGCCUCAACAGCUCUAUGGACAUGGCUCGCCUCCCCUCCCCAACCAAGGAAAAGCCCCCCCCACCGCCGCCUGGUGGGGGGAAAGACCUGUUCUAUGUCAGCCGCCCACCCCUGGCCCGGUCCUCACCUGCGUACUGCACGAGCAGCUCGGACAUCACAGAACCGGAGCAGAAGAUGCUGAGUGUCAACAAGAGCGUCUCCAUGCUGGACCUGCAGGGUGACGGGCCCGGUGGCCGCCUCAACAGCAGCAGUGUGUCCAACCUGGCAGCCGUAGGGGACCUGCUGCACUCGAGCCAGGCCUCCCUGACUGCGGCGUUGGGGCUGCGGCCCGCACCUGCUGGCCGCCUCUCCCAGGGGAGCGGCUCAUCCAUCACGGCGGCCGGCAUGCGUCUCAGCCAGAUGGGCGUCACCACGGACGGUGUCCCUGCCCAGCAACUGCGCAUACCCCUCUCCUUCCAGAAUCCUCUCUUCCACAUGGCUGCUGAUGGGCCAGGCCCCCCAGGGGGCCACGGAGGGGGCGGAGGCCACGGUCCACCCUCCUCCCAUCACCACCAUCACCACCAUCACCACCACCGAGGUGGAGAGCCCCCAGGGGACACCUUCGCCCCAUUCCAUGGCUAUAGCAAGAGCGAAGACCUCUCCUCAGGGGUCCCCAAGCCCCCCGCUGCUUCCAUCCUCCACAGCCACAGCUACAGUGAUGAGUUUGGACCCUCUGGCACUGACUUCACCCGUCGGCAGCUCUCACUCCAGGACAACCUGCAGCACAUGCUGUCUCCUCCCCAGAUCACCAUUGGUCCCCAGAGGCCCGUUCCCCCAGGGCCUGGAGGUGGGAGCGGCGGUGGGGGCAGCGGCGGGGGUGGCGGGGGCCAGCCGCCUCCAUUGCAGAGGGGCAAGUCUCAGCAGUUGACAGUCAGCGCUGCCCAGAAACCCCGGCCGUCCAGCGGGAACCUGUUGCAGUCGCCGGAGCCAAGUUAUGGCCCUGCCCGUCCGCGGCAGCAGAGCCUCAGCAAAGAGGGCAGCAUUGGGGGCAGCGGGGGCAGCGGCGGCGGAGGGGGUGGGGGGCUCAAGCCCUCCAUCACCAAGCAGCAUUCUCAGACGCCAUCCACACUGAACCCCACGAUGCCAGCCUCCGAGCGAACGGUGGCCUGGGUCUCCAACAUGCCUCAUCUGUCAGCUGACAUCGAGAGCGCCCACAUCGAACGGGAAGAGUACAAGCUCAAGGAAUACUCGAAGUCCAUGGACGAGAGCCGGCUGGAUAGGGUGAAGGAGUAUGAGGAGGAGAUCCACUCACUGAAGGAGCGGCUGCACAUGUCCAACCGGAAGCUGGAAGAGUAUGAGCGGAGGCUGCUGUCCCAGGAAGAACAGACCAGCAAAAUCCUGAUGCAGUAUCAGGCCCGGCUGGAACAGAGCGAGAAGAGGCUAAGGCAGCAGCAGGCAGAGAAGGACUCACAGAUCAAGAGCAUCAUUGGCAGGCUGAUGCUGGUGGAGGAGGAGCUGCGCCGGGAGCACCCCGCCAUGGCUGAGCCGCUGCCCGAACCCAAGAAGAGGCUGCUCGACGCUCAGGUGGAAAUUACAAUGUCAUUUAUCUUCUCCGUGUCCCAUCCCCAUCCAUCCCACUGUCCUUCGUGCAGUCACUGCACCAGCCACCCCAGCCCCAUCGCCAUCCGUCUCUCCCAUUGUUCUCCGUUUGUCCACUGGCUGCUCCCGGCAGCCCCCAAGCGACCCCAUUUUCAUCCCAUUGUCUGUGCCUUUGUCACUCCCAGCAGUGUCAGCCCCCCUCCCCUGCCGUGCCUCCCCACCCUGCCUUUCCCACUUCUGUUUGCGUUUCAGGACCUUCUACCAGAACCUCAGACCCCACCAAGUUCCUGGACCCCUGCCCCUGCUGGGCCCACCCCUGUGUGAGUCAGGGAGUUUGGCCUCCUCUGAGCUCCUCUUGGGACAGGAGGGCCAGAAGCUGCAGUUUGCUAGAACAGAACCCAGGGCAGUAGGAGCGCUAGUGUCCUCAGGCUCCGGCUGGUGCCCUGGGGACUUGGGGUACUCGUCACCGCUGUUCUCUGGGCCCCCCAAUCCCCAUCACUCCUUGACAGCCGCCACUGGGCCUCCUCUUCCCGACUCCUCAGAUCCUGAAAGCCCCCUGUCCUGUAAGCUCUCCCUUCCUUCCCUCGGUGUUGAAGGCUUAGCCGCCUUCUUUGGCCUGCCUCUCCCUGUGGUCCUCACUCCUGACUGGCCUCUCCAGCUCCUGGCUGCUCGCCCUCUCUCUCACCAGCCAACCUUUAGGACCUCCCUCCUGCCCCCUUAACCCCUCGUUCUCCCCCAAUUCUGCUCACUUCCCACCCAUGCUCCUCUUUCCUCUGCUCUGACUUCCAGGCUUCCCCCCAGCACCACCAAGGCUCCUGACCCCAUGACCCCACUCUCUCCCCCUGCAGCUCCUCAUCAGGUAAUUCUCCUGGUUCCGCUUUGACCACGGGCGGAGGACACAGGGGGAGGUGACUCCGGACCACUGCAGGUUGGUCGUGAAGCCCACUCCCCUCUGACUCUCCGGAGCCUCUCCCCUGCUCACUGCUGCCCCCCACACCCGAGGACCUCUACAGGCCCGACCCUCCGGACACCUCCUGCACAGACCUGUCUCCCCAGGCAUUGUCCCAAGAGCACUUCCUGCCGCCUCCCAGAACUCCUGACCAGUACCAAGCACCUUACCCUAGAUGGCCCGCACAUCCCCCAGAUCACACUCCCCUUCCUACACACCGCCCCGUGGCCUCCUCCUGACUCUCAGUCCUCCUCCUCUACCUCUCCAGUGUAUGUCUGUCACCCCCCAUUUCACCAAAGCGUCCUUGGGGGUUGGGAUGUUGGGGUCAGGGUUUGUUAAAGGGGUGGUGGUGAUGCUGGGUUGGGGGCCCCUGGCUAAAGGGGCUGUGCUGGCUGCAGCAGGUAGGCUGGGGUUUCCUCUUCCGUCUCCCACACCUUGGUUCUGUAGAGAGCCCUCCUUCCUCCCACCCCUCACCUGUUUCUCUCUCUUUCUCCUUCCUUACAUCUGUGAGGUAGAAGGCAUCUGGGGUUCCUAUUCAGCCCCAUUGGGUGGGAAUUAAGAGUGGGUAAUUAAUUAAGGGAGACUUUGGGGUGCUGGGAAAGGAUGCUGUUCAGAUGUCGGGACAGUAAGGGUGAGUGGAGCAAGGAGGAGCGAGAAAGGAACCUUGACAGAUGUUAGGAUGUGGACUGGUGCAUGUGGCAUUGGGAGUUGGAAGUGGGGGGAGGUGUCCUCCUAAAUAAGAUCGUGGGCUCUGUAGCCAUGUUGAUUCCAGGCAGAGAUGCCAGAACCAGCAGAUUAAAUAACCUCUCGUCAGUGCUUACAGCCCUGGGCUGCUAAUGCCACUCACUCCCCCUCUCCCGCCACCCAGUGGCCUUGCUGGACACAGAAUCCUACCUGAAAAGCCAGUAAAUGGGAAGCAGUCAGCCACUGACAUCACUUCUGAGAUGCUUUAUUUUCUGCGGGAUUGAUCUGCAGUGGGCAGUGUCUCCUCACACUGUAAUUUUAACUCUCUGCCUGCCCGGCCUCUCUGUCAAAGUAGUUGGUGAGUUAAAAACAGAUGCUGCAAGGCACCAGGGGACCUCACCAUUUAAAGGACUCCUGUGGUGAAUUCUUUUGUAAAGUGAAUAAUGGCACCCUAAUUUAUCUCCUUUCUAAAUUUGGGUCCAUGGGGGUGUUGGGGGCAUGCCUGUGUGCUGUUGCCAGCAGACAAGCAGAGGGAAGGGAAUCUGAGGUUUCCUUCCCCUGCUCUCCUGCCACACUCCGGAUACCCUACCAGACAGGAUUUCCUCUCUUGCUGGCUGUGGAAAGUGUGGGAGAGGCAAGCUAAGAGGGUGGCUUUGCUUAAAUCUUGGGUUUGGGUGACCUUCUGAGAGAUGAGGAGAGGUGACCUGGGAGCCUCUGCUUGGAGUGUUUUUAUAUCUUUUAGAGAUUCUGUCAGACACAGCUAGGUUGCCAGGAUUCAGUGCCCUAUGGUCCAGGAAAUAAUUUGGACACAUUCUCUAAACCCCUUUCAGGUAUUGGUCCCUCUGCAACUCAGCCAUUAACAUAAAAAUUAAUUAUGUGCCUGUAUUUUUAAAAGCCUAAGCAAGCAACCCAAAGUGUAGAACACAUGGCUUUCUUCUCCUCUCCCAGCAGAGGAACAGAAGCCAGAGCUGAGGCGAGGAGCCAGGAGUUGGUCCAGGAGGGGUAGGAAGGGGUAGAAUAGGACCAGGGGUGGGAGUAGGGUUUGGUACCCCUCACCCUCUAACUGGGAGCCCAGGGUGAGGGAAUGAAAGGAGCGUGGGGGUGGAAAGGAAUGAAGCCCUUCUGUUUCCUGGGGAUGCAGAGCUCGGGGCAUGCUGCGUCUCUGCAGAAGCUCCUAGUCCUUUCCUUCCUGCCGUUAUUGUGAGCGAGAGGCGGCCCCUCCCACAGUGUUUUCUCCUUCCCACAUCACUUCCCUGAAUCCCCUUCCUUUCCCCCCAGUACAGUUAAACCUCUCUAAUUUGGAAUGUUAUAUUUGAGAAGCUGGCCACUGUGAAUAAGUGACAAAACUGAAUGACAGUGUCUAUUUAAUGAAAUGCAUGUCUUCAUACUAUAUACAGUAAGUAGAACUCAAUGAACGAGGCUUUCCCACUUGAGGCCCUCAGGGAGCAUGUGUUAAUGAGUAGAUAGGAUUGAAAAGUCUGUUUUCUGGUAUAGGUUAAAUAUUCCCUCCCACAUACACGUUUCCACUAUU
Orcinus orca (killer whale) is the source of this 7737-nucleotide messenger RNA. RefSeq names its product synaptic Ras GTPase activating protein 1 (gene SYNGAP1). The record is from RefSeq and is a predicted model, not a curated record. Bases 845 to 4897 code for a protein of 1350 amino acids. Gene Ontology annotation, biological process: negative regulation of Ras protein signal transduction; regulation of GTPase activity. The transcript is spliced from 16 exons. NCBI's taxonomy places the organism in Eukaryota, Metazoa, Chordata, Mammalia, Artiodactyla, Delphinidae.